UGUCGCGAGAUAAAUGGUGAACGUAAUUUUCUAAUUAGUGGUUGUUUUACGGUCUACAUAUUUUUUCUAGUAAUGUAGUUUUGUAAAGUGCACGAUUUAGUAAAGUAUAUAACAGAUAGAAAAGGAUCGUCACUGUAAGAUGAUUGAUAACAUCGAAUCUCAAAGUACCAUCACAAAAACAUCAAAGGAGGACAUACCUUUAAUAACAAAGGCUCACAGAGAAUAUUCAUGGAGUUGUUGGUGUUCCAUCUUUCGAAGAUGUUGUGGCCCCAGGGAGCUGAGAUCUCGAAAUAUACUGUUGGGAAAACCCACCCCCGGUCAAUUUCCAGCAAACGCCGUGAGAAACCAGAAGUACAACAUAAUAACUUUCUUGCCUCUGGUUUUGUUCCAACAGUUUAAAUUUUUCUUAAAUCUUUAUUUCCUCAUAAUGGCGAUUAGUCAGUUUGUGCCCGAUAUUCGCAUCGGGUACUUGUAUACGUAUUGGGGUCCUCUAUGUUUUGUACUUCUGGUUACGAUAUCUAGAGAAGCAAUAGACGACUUGAGAAGGCACAAAAGAGACCAGGAGGUUAAUAACCAGAAAUGCAAAAGGUUAUUGAACGAUAGAAACAAGCCGUUUGAAAUUGUGGCUGCUCACAAAUUGAAGGUUGGUGAUUUGAUUAUUGUCGAUAAAGAUGAACGAGUACCUGCCGAUUUAGUAUUACUGAGAACCUCGGAAAGUAGUGGAGCCGUGUUUGUUAGAACAGACCAGUUGGACGGCGAGACUGACUGGAAACUGAGACUGGCUGUGCCGGCGACACAAAAACUGUCGACGGACCAUCAGCUGUUUGAAAUUAGCGCCAGCAUUUACGCCGAGAAGCCCCAGAAGGACAUUCAUUCUUUUAUUGGGACAUUUAGUCGGAUGGACUCUCUAAAUAACGACGAGAGCUUGGAUUUGGAAAACACCCUUUGGACUAAUUGCGUCAUCGCCUCCGGGCAGGCUACCGGCGUCGUCAUUUACACGGGGCCCGAGACAAGGUCCGUGAUGAAUAAUUCGGCGCCCAGAUCGAAAGUAGGUCUGUUGGACAUCGAGGUGAAUACGAUAACGAAACUGCUGUUCGCUGCCGUGAUCGGUUUGGCCCUGUUGAUGAUGGCCUUGAAGGGGUUCAGCGGCCCUUGGUACCGUUACAUGUUUAGGUUUAUCCUGUUGUUCUCUUACAUUAUUCCAAUUAGCUUGAGGGUGAAUUUGGACAUGGGCAAGUCCUUCUACUCCUGGUCGAUAGGAAAAGAUCCCGCGAUGAAGGGCACGACCGUGCGUUGCACGACCAUCCCCGAGGAGCUCGGCAGGAUCUCCUACCUGCUCUCCGACAAGACUGGCACGCUCACCCAGAAUUCCAUGGUACUGAAACGGCUGCAUUUGGGGACCGUCAGUUACGCCGCCGACAGUUUCGACGAGGUGAGUUUGGUGCUGAAGAGUUGCUUCGUCGCUACGGAGAGCUCCAGCGCCGGCGCGGCGAAGUUCAAACGUUCGGAAAAUACCAGGAUUAGGGACGCCGUACAGGCGUUGGCGCUGUGCCACAACGUCACGCCGGUGUACGAGAUUAAUGAGAAUUGUGAUACAGGUUCAAUUACUUCGGAAACGGAGGCCGACCAGCACCUGCAGAUGCCCGACAAAGCUGUGACUUACCAGGCCUCCAGUCCCGACGAGGUGGCCCUCGUCCAGUGGACUCAAGAUGUCGGCUUGACGCUGAGCCGCAGGGAUCUCUCCUCCAUGCAGCUGAGAGGACCCGACGGGCGGCUUCUGAACUACGCCAUCCUCCAGAUAUUCCCCUUCACCAGCGAGACUAAAAGGAUGGGAAUCAUCAUCAAGGAUCUGCACACGGGAGAGAUCUUGUUUUAUUUGAAAGGCGCCGACGUCGUUAUGUCCGCCAUCGUACAGUAUACGGAUUGGCUCGACGAAGAGGUCGGUAACAUGGCCAGAGACGGUCUGAGGACCUUAGUCGUGGCGAAGAAAGUCCUCACCGAAGAGCAGUAUUUGGACUUUGAGACUCGGUACAACGUCGCACGUUUAUCGACGACGGACAGGGUUGCGAGGGUGGCGCAGGUCGUCGAGUCCCUGGAAAGAGAAAUGGAGCUGCUGUGUAUAACCGGCGUCGAGGAUAAGUUGCAGGAUAACGUAAGGGCGACUUUGGAGUUGCUGAGGAACGCCGGCAUUAAGAUUUGGAUGUUGACCGGGGACAAACUCGAAACGGCUACGUGUAUCGCCAAAAGUUCCAGAUUGGUGUCCCGAGCACAAGGUCUUCAUGUAUUCAAGAAGGUCGUCACUCGCACAGACGCACACUUAGAGUUAAACGCGUACAGGAGGAAACAAGACUGCGCCCUGGUGAUAAGCGGCGAGAGCCUGGAGGUGUGCCUGUCUUACUACCAGCAGGAGUUCAUGGAACUCGCCACCGCCGCUCCGGCCGUGGUGUGCUGCCGCUGCUCCCCCACACAAAAGGCGCAAGUGGUACAAUUGAUCCAGAAACACACGGGAAAGAGAACGGCGGCCGUGGGCGACGGCGGCAACGACGUCAGCAUGAUCCAACAGGCCGACGCCGGGAUCGGUAUCGAGGGACGCGAAGGCAAGCAGGCCAGCUUGGCGGGGGAUUUCAGCAUUCCCCAAUUCUCGCACCUGGCCAGGCUGUUGUUGGUGCACGGGAGGAAGUCUUACAAGAGAUCGGCUUCGUUGGCGCAGUUCGUUAUACAUAGAGGUCUGAUUAUAUCUACUAUGCAGGCAGUGUUUAGCAGCGUCUUUUACCUCAGCUCUGUUGCAUUGUAUCAAGGGUUCCUCAUGGUGGGAUACGCGACUGUAUACACGAUGUUCCCGGUUUUCAGCUUAGUAUUAGACCAAGACGUCAGCCCUGAAAUAGCCCUUACCUACCCCGAACUGUACAAGGAAUUAGCCAAAGGGAGAAGUCUCUCCUUCAAAACUUUCUUCAUGUGGGUACUGAUAUCUAUAUAUCAAGGCGGCGUGAUAAUGUACGGGGCUCUUCUCCUAUUUGAAGACGAAUUUAUACACAUCGUAGCCAUCAGCUUCACUUCCCUCAUCUUGACCGAAUUAAUAAUGGUAGCUUUGAACAUUAGGACAUGGCACUAUCUCAUGGUUUUAGCCGAGCUGUUCUCCUUAGGCCUUUACGGCUUGUCACUGAUAGUUUUACACGACUAUUUUGACGCCGAGUUCAUUCGAACGAAGGACUUCUUCUGGAAGGUGCUUGUGAUCACUCUGAUAUCCUGCUUGCCGCUCUACAUCCUCAAGUUCCUGAGGAAGAAGUUCUCACCGCCCAGCUACAGCAAACUCUCUUAAACACUUCCCCGUGUGAUACUGUCGACUGUUUUUUUUUCCUCCAUGGUUUUCCCGACGGAGUUCCGACGCAUUACGCCUCCGGGCCUCACGCAAGGAAACGGGCAUGCGCUUGAAAUCUUCUUAGGACGUACCUCAGUCAGUGUUUCUAUCCCUAAUAGAGAAUAUAUUUUUCUGUGAACACGGUAAGUUACAAAAACACACAUAUCGGAGAUAUAUAUUUAUUUUAGGCCGAAGAUUUUUACAAAGAGCCGCAAAAAAAAAUUAUUUCUAACCCUUAAAAAUGGAUAUUUUUUUCAAACCACAUUCUUUUUAGUUUAAGUUUCUAGUUGGUCUAUCACUUAACGAGGGGGUGUAUAAACUUUUACUAAGUCAAUAAAAAAAAAAGAAUUAACUAGAAUUAAUGAUUUUAUUUAUUAUAUGUAUACAUAGAUGUUAGUAUAUU
Messenger RNA from Anoplophora glabripennis (Asian longhorned beetle), 3761 nucleotides. RefSeq names its product probable phospholipid-transporting ATPase IIB (gene Atp9b). The coding region runs from base 140 to 3319 and encodes 1059 amino acids. NCBI's taxonomy places the organism in Eukaryota, Metazoa, Arthropoda, Insecta, Coleoptera, Cerambycidae. The record is from RefSeq and is a predicted model, not a curated record. Gene Ontology annotation, molecular function: ATP hydrolysis activity; ATPase-coupled intramembrane lipid carrier activity; ATP binding. The transcript has 16 exons. Gene Ontology annotation, biological process: retrograde vesicle-mediated transport, Golgi to endoplasmic reticulum; endocytosis; phospholipid translocation. Gene Ontology annotation, cellular component: endosome; trans-Golgi network; plasma membrane.